AAACCAUUUUGCCAACUCCGCUCGUCUCCUCUCUCUUAUGAGACCAGUGACACAGUGCGCGAGAGUAUUUCUCUCUCUACAGUCCGCAAAACCGAAAAACGAAACAAAAAUCAAAUAGAGAAGAAGGAGAAGAACAAACAAGCCCCUUCUCUCGUAUUCCUGAACCCUAUUCUCACUUUCUCUGUAAAAUCUCUCUGAAAUCUCUCUAUAAUUUCUAUAUAAAAUCAUCAUCAUAAGAAGAAGAUAUCAAAACCCAACACUUCUUCUCCUAUAUACUGAUGCGUAAUAUCGUGGUUUAGUUUUUGGGUUUUGAUUUAUCAGAGGAGAAACAGAAGAAUAAUUAUAAGUUAUAGGAUUCAAGAGGAAGAAAUUAUUCAUAAACCCUAAUUUUUUGAAUUUGAAAUGGAGGCGGCUACAGAUAAUCAGGUACAGGGCGGUGAAUCAGAAGAACCCCCAAGGAAUAAUGAAAAUGAAAUUGAAAAUUUGGUAUCUAAAGCACAGGAAUUAAUGACUAAAAUCACAUCGUCGAGGCUUAAUCCUAGUCCCAAGGUUUUAAACGCCAUUGCUUCAAUGCUCGAAGCUCAAGAAUCCAGGUACAUGGAGGAGUUGGGUAAUUCAGCUCCAAACAAUGGAAGAGCUUCUCAUAAUAUUGGAAGACUGGGGAAUGUUGUCCGGGACAAUGAUGAGUUUUUCGAAUUGAUAUCAUCUGAGUUUCUAUCUGAUUCUAGAUACUCAUUAAGUAUUCAGUCAGCUGCUAUAAGGCUGCUUCUCAGCUGCUCUACAACUUGGGUGUUUCCUCAUGUAUUCGAAGACGCGGUAUUGGAAAACAUAAAAAAUUGGGUAAUAAAUGACAAUUCAAGAUCUAAUGCUGAUGAACCUGACAAAAAGAAAGUUAUCAGAAGAGACAAGCCUACUGAUUCUGAAACGCUAGGGACAUAUGCCACUGGACUUCUAGCUGUAUGUUUAUCUGGAGGCGGUCAGAUAGUGGAGGAUGUGCUGACAUCUGGUCUGCCAGCCAAACUUAUGCGCUUUCUUCGUAUUAGGGUGCUUGGAGACACAAAUAUCAGUCAAAAGGAUGCUAAUUAUCAAACUGAACUGAAGAAUGCUUCUGGUUCUAUGAGAAGCAGAGACGACAGCAGGAGCAGAUCUCGACAGGUCCCAGAGUCCACUCACUUGGAUGGUUCCAAGAUUGGAGACGAAGGUUUAUUAGUUGAGCACAAUUUUGAAAGGGGAGAUGUUGGGGGAUCAUGUGAACCUCGCGAAGUAGUUGAUGAUAUGAUUGAAGGGGUUGAUAAAUAUGAUGUAAACGAGCACGUGGGUGAAGGCAGGUGGCACAUCAGAGAUCUACUCGAUGAUAAAACAAAACUUCGUGGAUUGCCAAAAGCAAGAGCUAGGGGUAGGACUAAUGAGGAAGCAGUGGAGUCUGAUAAAAUUCUAACUUCUCCAGGUUCUGGAAUACGUGUAGGAGCACAUGGGAAGAACACGAGGGACAGGAGUUCUCAUCGAAAUGCAGAUGCAAAAAGAGGUUCGGAUGCCAAAAUAAGUUCAAGCAGGAUUGAAACUGAUGGCUUCAUAGAGAGAUCGGAUAGUGAUGAUCACUUCAAAGAAUUCAAAAUUGGCACAACUGACAUAUCCGACCUUGUAAAGAAAGCAACUAGGGCAGCUGAGGCUGAAGCUAGCGAAGCCAAUGCAUCUCUUGAAGCCAUCAAACAUGCGGGUGAUGGUGCAGCUGAACACGUCAAAGCUGCUGCAUUAGAGGUGUUCCACAGUACCAAUGAUGAAGAAGCUGCAGUUGCUGCUGCUGCUGAAGCAGUGCGCACUAUUAUUAAUGCUGCCAAUGCACCUGAGGUCUCAAGGAGCUCAAGUAAUGUGAAGGAAGACCCGGCGAUUUCAGGGUCUGUAGAGAUAGAAAAAGAGGAGGACUAUGAAGGAUAUUUUACUUUAGAUUGUGAUUCUCUUGCACAGUUAAAAGAAAAAUAUUGUAUUCAGUGUCUGGAUAGCCUAGGAGAAUACGUAGAGGUUCUUGGGCCUGUUUUGCAUGAGAAGGGUGUAGAUGUCUGCCUAGCGCUGCUACAGAGGAGUUCUAAGAGUAAAGAGGUUUCAAAGGUUAUUAUGCUUCUGCCUGAUGUGCUGAAGUUAGUAUGUGCAUUAGUUGCGCAUCGUAAAUUUGCUCAAACUUUUGUUGAUCGUGGCGGUAUUCAGAAACUCCUUGCAGUGCCAAGAGUCGGUCAUACGUUCUUUGGUCUUUCUUCGUGCUUAUUUACUAUUGGAUCUCAGGGCAUUAUGGAACGUGUUUGUGCUCUGCCAUCCGAUGUUGUGUAUCAUGUAGUUGAGUUAGCUCUUCAGCUUCUUGAGUGCAACCAGGAUUUGGCAAGAAAAAAUGCUGCUUUGUUUUUUGCAGCAGCUUUUAUUUUCCGGGCAAUCGUGGAAUCAUUUGAUUCACUAGAGGGUUUGAAGAAGCUACUGAACCUUUUACAAGCUGCGGCAUCAGUGAGAUCAGGAAGCAAUUCUGGGACUCUGGGCCUGUCUAACGGGGGAUCUCUGAGGAAUGACCGAUCACCUGGAGAGGUUCUAACAGCUCUGGAGAAGCAGGUCGCUUAUCAUUCCUGUGUCGCACUGCGGCAGUAUUUCAGAGGCCACCUGCUUCUUCUUGUUGAAUCUCUUCGUCCAAGUAAAAGUAGUCGAAAUGCUGGCCGAAAUAUGCCAAGUGCAAGGGCCGCGUACAAGCCACUCGAUAUUAGUAAUGAGGCUGUAGAUGCGGUAUUUUUACAAAUACAGAGGGACAGGAAGCUUGGUACCGCUUUUGUCAGAUCACAUUGGCCUGCAGUAGAGAAGUUCUUAGAAUUCAAUGGACAUAUUACCAUGUUGGAGCUGUGUCAUGCACCCCCUGUUGAGCGGUAUUUGCAUGAUUUGGCUCAAUAUGCACUAGGAGUCCUACAUAUAGUUACAUUGGUGCCCUCUGGUCGUAGGUCGGUCGUGAACGCUACAUUGAACAAUAACCGGGUUGGCAUGGCAGUUUUACUGGAUGCAGCAAAUGCUGCUGGUUGCAACGAUCCAGAGGUUAUUCAGCCUGCAUUGAAUGUUCUAGUUAAUCUUGUUUGCCCACCACCUUCAAUCAGCCUUAAACCAUCUGUGUCUUCACAAGCUCAACAGUCGCUUUCUCUUCAGACUCCUAGUGGUCCUGCAGCUGAGACUAAAGAAGGGCAUGCUGGAAAAAAUUUCUCUGAUCGUUCUAUUUCCGAGAGGAAUGAUUCAUCUACAGUCUCAAACAGUAAUUUACAAACGGCUGUUCCUACUAUGAAUUCAGGGGUAGUUGGAGAUCGUAGAAUAUCUUUAGGUCCUGGGGCAGGUUCUCUUGGUCUUGCCACGCAGUUGGAACAAGGAUACUGGCAAGCUAGAGAGGCUGUCCGUGCCAACAAUGGGAUAAAAGUUCUUUUGCACCUUCUCCAUCCACGGGUACUUACACCUCCUGCUUCUCUUGAUUGUCUCCGCGCUCUUGCAUGCCGGGUCUUGCUCGGUCUAGCUAGAGAUGAUUCAAUAGCGCACAUAUUGACAAAGCUUGAGGUGGGGAAAAAAUUAUCAGAAUUAAUUAGAGAUCCAGGUGGUCAGCCACAAGGAAGUGAGCAGGGCAGGUGGCAAGCUGAACUUGCGCAAGUUUCAAUCGAGUUGAUAUCGAUCGUAACAAAUUCGGGACGUUCGAAUACUUUAGCAGCAACUGAUGCUGCUGCCCCAACUUUGAGGCGCAUAGAGAGAGCAGCAAUAGCUGCUGCAACUCCUAUUAGUUACCAUUCCAGGGAGCUGUUACUACUAAUCCAUGAGCAUCUCCAGGCAUCUGGCUUGAACACAACAGCUGCCUCUCUUUUAAGGGAGGCUCAGUUGACUCCAUUGCCUUCUUUGGCAGGACCACUCCCUCCCCUUCAUCAAACUUCUUUACAUGAGGCCCCAACUAUGCAAUUACACUGGCCUUCACGUGGGUUUCUGUCAAAAUUGUCAAAGCCAACUGUACGCCUUGAAGAACCAUCUAUAUCUGGUUCACUUUUGGCUUCUACUAAGAAGAAAGCAUUGUUGUUAAGUAACCGCAGCUUUCAGUCAAGAAACCCAUCAUCGGCAAUCAAAAUAUCCAGUGCAUUAAAAAGUCCAAUUCCAUCAAUAGCACCACAAACACCUACAGUGUCUAUGCCCAUCCCCAAUUCAGAUUCAGAACCUCAAUUUAAGACUCCAACGGUCCUGCCAAUGAAACGCAAGCCGACGGACUUCAAGGAUUGUGGGUUUGCUUCAUCGGCUAAGCGUCUUGCUAUGGGUGAACAUGGGUUUCGAUCUCCUGUACACCAGACACCUAAUGCGGUCCGUAAAAACAAUUUGCCUAUAGAUAUCGGGUUUCCGGUCACACCAAGCUCAAGCCAGAUAGAUCACAAUGGUAAAACUCCAGCUGGUACUUUUGCGGAUAAUACUGAUGAUACUCAUCAUCUUAACACCCCUUCAGGUCAGAUGACACCUAGUAAUUCUUUCCAGAUGGGUCUUCAACCUGAUCCACAACCAGGGAACUCAGAAAGGGUGACAUUGGACUCUCUGGUUGUGCAGUAUCUGAAGCACCAGCAUCGGCAGUGCCCAGCUCCUAUAACCACUUUACCACCUCUCUCUUUGUUACAUCCACAUAUGUGCCCGGAACCGCGACGAAACAUGGAGCUGCCUGCAAAUGUAACAUCUCGACUGUCCACGCGUGAGUUUAGAAAUCAUUACGGUGGGAUUCAUGGUACCCGAAGAGACAGGCAGUUUAUAUAUAGCAGAUUUAGACCUUGGCGCACUUGCAGGGAUGAUUCUGCUCUUCUGACAUGCAUAGCUUUCGUUGGUGACUCCUCUCGGAUUGUUACAGGGAACCAUUCUGGUGAGCUAAAAAUUUUUGAUUCAGAAAGUGGGAAUAUCUUGGAGAGUAGUACGGGUCAUCAAUCACCAUUAACACGCAUACAAUCAGCUCUAUCUGGUGAUACUCAGUUGAUUCUCUCUUCGGGCUCAUAUGAAGUACGACUUUGGGAUGGAUCUUCAAUUUUAGGUGGUCCCAUGCAUUCUUUUGAUGGAUGCAAGGCGGCGCGGUUCAACAACUCGAAGACAAUGUUUGCUGCCUUAUCAACAGAGACAUCACCGCGUGAAGUUCUAUUGUAUGAUAUACAGACCUGCAAUUUGCUUACGAAGUUCUCCGAUUCUGCCAGUUCUUCUGGACCUGGCAGAGUACAUGUACAGUCCCUGAUACAUUUCCAUCCAGAUGAUGAAAGGCUGCUAUGGAAUGGAGUGUUGUGGGACAAGCGAACUCCCAGUGUUGUUCGCCAAUUUGAUCAGUUUACAGACUACGGAGGAGGUGGCUUUCAUCCUGCUGGCAAUGAGGUAAUCAUCAAUUCAGAGGUUUGGGAUCUUCGAAAUUUCAAGCUUCUGCGAAGCGUGCCCUCGUUGGACCAAACUGUGAUAACAUUCAAUACUUCUGGAGAUGUGAUAUAUGCUAUCUUGAGGAGGAACGUCGAAGACAUAACAUCAGCAGUAAACUCUCGCCGAGUAAGGCAUCCACUAUUUUCAGCAUUCAGAACGGUGGACGCUGUGAAUUACUCCGACAUUGCCACAGUGCCUGUGGAUCGCUGCAUCCUUGAUUUUGCCACAGAACCGACAAAUUCUUUUGUUGGGUUGGUAUCUAUGGAUGACCAUGAGGAGAUGUUUGCAUCUGCAAGACUGUAUGAAAUAGGACGCCGCAGACCUGCCGACGAUGAUUCUGACCCUGACGAUGCAGAGAGUGAGGAAGAUGACGGAGAUGAUGACUCAGAAGACGAUGAAGACGGAUUGAUGGGAGCUGAUCUAGUUGGUGACAUGGAUAGUGACCUCGGGGAUAUGAGUCAUGAUGACGAUGAUGAUGAAGACGAUGAGGAUGAUGAUGAUCUUGGUGACGAUGAGGAUGAUGGCCUUGAUGGUGAUUUUGGAAUGGAUGUUGACGACGAUGAUGAUGGAGAUUUUGGUGAUGAUGGAGUGUUGGAGAUUGUGACAGACGGCGAAGACGACGAUAGUGAGACAGCAGGAGGGUUUAGUAACGGGGAUGAGGGAGAUUUUCCUUAAAUUUUAGUGGCUAUGUAAUUAUGUAUAAAUUUUUGAUUCAUUGAAAUGAGAGUAAUUUCAACUUAUUGUUGGUUUUAUUUUUUUUUGUAGAUGUUUCUUACUCCCACAGAACCCAAGUAAGAGCUGUAUUUUUGAUGGAGGAAUAAGAAGAGAGGUGGGAGCUUACAGAAGA
Molecule: messenger RNA, 6265 nt
Organism: Papaver somniferum (opium poppy)
Lineage: Eukaryota; Viridiplantae; Streptophyta; Magnoliopsida; Ranunculales; Papaveraceae
Product: DDB1- and CUL4-associated factor homolog 1-like
Exons: 14
Coding region: 403-6093 (1896 amino acids)
Biological process (GO): protein ubiquitination
Cellular component (GO): Cul4-RING E3 ubiquitin ligase complex; nucleus
Molecular function (GO): protein binding
Source: RefSeq, a predicted model, not a curated record